AUGGAGAUUCCGCUGGCCCACACGCAGCCCAUCGAGAAGUUCUUUGUCGAAUACAAUGGCGCCGCCGCAGAGCGGGAGGACGAUGGGCAGCCACGCAAUGAUAAUGAGGUGCUGCUGAUGCAGUUUGCCGAGUACACCGAUGACGACUCCUUUUUUUCGUCGAGCGACACGGUCAUCGAGUGUGACCCGCAGCGCCUGCGCAGCGACCCACUUCGUCGGCGUGCGGUCGUGUCGGUGCAAAACACACUGCAGCUGCGCGCGCUCACCAACGGCAGGGUGCCAGAGGACAUGGUGUGGAACAAUGUCACGCGCACCUCAUGGCUGUACCAGAUCCACAAUCGCGCUAUCGCGCUGCAGCACACCUCCUUCUUUAUCCUCCCUGCUUGCUGGACGCCGCGCGUAAUAGUGUACAACGUCAUGCACCACUGGCUGAUGGAGAUGUUCAUCUUCCUCAUGAUCCUCGGCUACGCCAUCUUCCAGGCGACGUGGGGCCGUUACACCGCCCCUCCUGGAGGCAUGCACAAGCCGGACCACAUUAUCUGGGCUGAUGUGUUCUACACGUGCCUACUGGGCUUUGAGAUCAUCGCGCGCCUCUUCGCAAGCGGCGGCAUUCUGCACAAGCGCGCGUUCUUCCGCUCCCCGUGGCGCUGGCUGGACACGGCGGUGCUCGUGCUGAGCAUCAUGGAGUGCACGUGGUGGCAGGACCUCUGGAACUUCACGGCAUGGCGACUCAUUCGCACCAUCAAGUGCCUCACAUACGUUCCCGCCCCUGUGCGCAUGAAGCUGCUCGCCAAGUCGCUCCUGCGCUCCACGAACCGGCUCAUCUACGUGACCAUUCUGCUCACGUACUUCAUCUUCUUCUUUGGCCUGCUGGGGCUUCAGCUGUUUGUUGGCACGCUACACAGCCGCUGCGUCAACACCCUCACCGGCGCCGUCACGUCGCAGGUGUGCCGGAGCGUGGCGACCGGGCAAUACGGCCUCUACUGGGGCCAUCACUGUGGCGUAUUCUACACCUGCCAGGCGGACGCCUUCCCGAAUCCGCACUACGAUUUCCGCAGCUUCGAUGACGUUGGGCACGCGAUGCUGUCCGUGUUCCAGAUCAUGACGUUUCAGGGCUGGAGCGGGCUGCUGCAAGAAACAAACGACGGGCUGGCGAUGAUGGCGUUCCUCUACUACUUCUUCACCAUUCUCGUCUGCACGUGGAUUGUGCCGUCCUUGUACCUCGGCGUCUUCCUCGAGAAGAUGGACAAGACAAGCCGCCUGUUCGUGCUGAAGCAGCUGGACUUCUUCGAUCAUAUGCUCACAGAGCAGCGCCAGCGCAUGUCGUCCAUGGUGCGCCUGAACGACUACGUCGAGCGCGAUGAAAACGGUCUUGUGUCCCACUACCCAGCCUACACGCUCCAGCAGCAGGAUGGCAAGCGCCUCACCAGCGACGACACCACCAGUGGCACCACAGACGACAAGAACAUGAACGUGCACAGGAUAAAGAGUCACCACCGCUCGAUUCAGGCGACGAAGUGGACAGACGAGCAGCGCAUUCAGUUGCAGCUGGCGCUCACGCGUCAGCGCGACGUCGCCGAGGAGGCAGAGCGCAAGCGUCAGCUGCAGCAGGCAGCCCUCGGCGACCUCAUCGUCGAAGAGGACGGCGCGGGAAAACGGCAGGGUGCCUCUCCAGCCAGGGCAGCGUCCGGGCCGGCAACCCUGACCGAGACGUCCCUGCAGCCCACCAAGGAGCGCAGUGACUUUGCGCUCGGAGGUCGUGUUGGUGCCGUGCAGCACCACCCCGCUGCCUUCGCCAUUGGCGACUCCCACCAGUCGAACCUCCCCUUUGCGGUUCGGCAAGAGGUGCAAGCGGAGCAGCUGCGCUUCCUGGACCCGUACACUAACGGUGCGAGCACCGCGAAGAACGACAUGUACAACUCCGCCGCUGCCUUGCGCACCAAUAUGGACAAGUCGCACACCGCCGUGCCAGGUGGUGGCGCGGAGAGCGCUACCGUCCUGCACAGUCGCCCGGCGAGCAAUGCGCGGCCCUUCACCAAGGCACCGUCGGCGCAGUCGAUGAGUGUCAUGGUGGCCCGCGAGGCUGCCGGCGUGGUGCCGCACCGCCGCUCAAUCUCGGUGCACGGCGGAACGCUGUCGCGCACGUCGAGCAUGAACGGUCGCAGCUCGUUGAACCGCCUGCACGCCUCAAUGACGCAGAUGCCGCAGGCGCCAACGCAGCAGGAGCAGACGGCGUACGUCAUCAACGACCCCGAAGGCGGCGACUUCGACUACGCCAAGACGCUGGGGCAGAAGAUCAACAUCAUCCGCAACAUCGCCCAUAUGUUCACGGAAGGCUAUCCGCGCAUCAUCUCGCAGUACCUUUGGGAGCACCGCAUGAUGCAGCACCGCUACGGGCUGACGCCACUGUCCUACACGAAUAAGUACGAGGAAGAGGCCCUGCGCCGGCUGCGUCAGCGGCGCGCGCAGGAGCGCCGUGAGGAGCGGGAGGAGCUGCGCCGCAACGGCAUGGGGCACCUCAUCGAUGACGACGACGACGAUUCGCUGGCGGAGAAGCAGUGGAUGCGCAAAGAGGGGCUGGUAGCGGGGAGCAUGUCACCCAUCCGCAUGGCGCGCAACAUCCGCGAGAACGCGCCGAUCACCAUCUUCAACUACAUCAUGUACUCUUUCAUCAUCGCCAACGCCGUCUUCAACGCGUCGCGCUUCGACACGAUGCCGGACUACUGGGAGACGGGCACAUUCAUUGCCGGGGUCUGCUUCUCUGUGCUGUUCAUGCUGGAGCUGCUCAUCCGCCUCCUCGCCCUUGGCCCCGGCCCUUUCUUCACGGACAUACUCAUCCUGAUCGAAGCGACGUUCGUGGUCAUCUCGCUCUUCCAGCUCGGGUACACCAGGGCAAACACGACGUCGCUGUUCAACUGGGUGCGCUUCCUGCGGCUCUUCCGCGUCAUACGGUGCCGCCCGCUGCGCCGCGUCUCACGGGUGCUCAUCCACAGCUUCCCUGACAUGGUCUAUGCCCUUGUCUUCUUCACACUGUACAUGUUUAUGUGGCUGUUGCUGGGCAUGAGCUUCUUCGGCAGCCGCAUAGGUUGGAUCGACUACAACACGAGCGACUACACCACCCGUGGCACAUUCGAGACCUUCUCGCAUGCAGCAUACGCCGUGGCGCAGGCCUUCUCGGUGAACAGAGAUCAGUGGCUCUACCUCUCGUGGUCUGGUAUGCGGGUGCGUGGGGGCUACACGGUCAUGUACUUCAUCGCCACUGUCUGCGUCGCCUUCAUCUUCCGCUUCUUCUUCAUUGCGGUCAUGACGUACGCAUGGCAGGCGCAGCAGGAGAAGGAGGACUACUAUUUCAUGUCGGGCAGCAGUCACGGCCGCCAUGGACGCCGCGGUCGCUUCGCGCGGCUGCCAUUCUUCGACUUCAGCGUGUGGCGCUCCUUCAAGCACAUUCACGGCGGCUUCGACCGGCGUGACGUGGCGCCCGACGAGAUCUACUUCCUGAACGAAGACAUGGCGCGCCAGCUGCGUCUCGUGGAGGCCAAGGACCGAUACUACCGCGAGAACUAUGGUCAGAAAAAGAGCGAGUGGGGAGACAUGGGCGAGGGCAGCCAGAUGGGUGGCUCGGACAUGUACGGUCCAGAUGGUGCGCUCGUCAACGGCCCGCAGUACGUCAACAUCGGCGGCCGUCUGUACCGCCAGCCGAGUCUGCCAUCGACGGAGAUGGGCUUCUCGGUGGGCGGAACGCCACAGCACCGUGGGCAACUUCGCUUUGCACGACACUACCACGCCGUGCCAGCCACCACCUACGCCGCCGCGCAGCAGCAGAGGCCGGCGGGCGCACACAACGCAUUACCAGACGAGGUCGAGGUCAGUCGGUCGCUCUCGCGACACAGCCACCGGAGCAUGGUGAACCCGCUGCUGGCCAGUCGCCACAGCCUCUCCCCGGCGCGUCAAGGCACGAGCAUCGGCGGCCCCAGUGUGGCUCGCGUGUCGGACUCCCUCGCAGAGGAACGGGCGAAGAACGCGAACAUCAGCCUGGUACCGCGGCUGACGAAGCUGGGCAAUGCCCGCGCCGUCGUCUCCGGCGACGACGAGGCGACCGCUGACUACAGCACCCCCGAGGGCGGCGUGUCGGACGAAGACUUCGAGCAUCUGCUCCUGCCCGGUCCCCGCCUACGCUACAAGAGCACCAUGGAUGAGGGACGUCGCGUAUUCGAGACUUGUCUGGACUGCAACACGCACAUGCAGAUGCCGCUGCGCGCGCCGCCAGGUGUGGCGCAGCGCACCGCCGAGGAGCUGCACGCGGAGCACUGCCACAUGGCGGCGGUGCGUAGCUCGCAGCAGCUAGUGCUAAACGCGCUGAUCGGGUACGCAAGGAUGCAGGCCGACCACGAGGUGACCCCCACCAAGCGGAUGGUGGAGGUGGUGCUGGGGCAGGCCUGGAGCUGCGGCAUGCUGCUCUUCGACACGAUUGAGAACCUGUCUUGCAUGGACCUGCCAGAGCAGGACCGGACGUGGGACCGCAUGCUGGAGGCGCUGGAGAUGCAACAGUGGCUACUGGGACUGCACGUCGGCGAGGAGCAGGUCGGCCGUGCCACGCUGGCCUACAUCCUGGCGAACCAGCAGAGGCAGGAGGCACAGGUGCAGGGGAAGAGCUACAAGAACACCUGGGAGGACCGUGCCUUCUUUGUGCUCUCGCCCUCGAACCCGGUUCGGCUGGCGGUGUCGACUGUGGUUGGCUCGAUGUGGUUUGAGAUUGCCGUCCUGUGCGUCAUCUAUGCCGCCUCCAUCUGCUUGGCUCUCUAUGCGCCAAGUGAGGAUAAUCGCGACUUUGGCGGCAGCUACAACAGCGCCAAGUACAAGGCGCUGCACAUCCUCGAUGAUAUCUUCUCUAUCAUCUUUGUAGUGGAGAUGGUUCUAAGGUGGAUCAGCAUGGGGGUCGUGCUGCCGGUCGGCCGCGCGUACUUCUGGCACCGGUGGAACAUCUUUGAUUUCUUCAUCGUGAUCAUCUCUCUUGUGUCGUGGGGCAAGCCGGACAUCUUUCUACGCUACCUGAAGGUGAUGCGCUGCUUCCGCGUUCUGGGGCCGCUGCGGUACUGGAAGUGGGGCAGCAGCAGCAUGUCGCACGUGGCGCGCACCAUCUGGGACAGCAUUCCGACCCUGGCAAACGUGUGCCUGCUCAUGCUCAUGAACUACAUUGUGUGGGCCAUCAUCUUCGUCUCCAUGUUCAUGAACAAGUUCAACUACUGCAGCAACGCCAGCAUCGUGAACGGCACGCAGUGCGUCGAGGAGGGGUACACGUGGGCGCCAACCCAGCGCAACUUCCGCAACUUCUACGAGAGCCUGUUGACAACCUUCGAAAUCAGCACCGGGGCGGAGUGGAUAGACGUCAUAUACAGCGCCGUCGACUCCCGCUCAGCGCUGCUGUCGCCGCUGCAGAACCAGCGCCCGUACCUUGGCCUGGUCUUCAUCGCAUACUACUACGUGUCGCACUUCAUCUUCUUCACGCUGUUCAUCUCAGCAGUGAUCUACUGCUACAUGCUCGCCAAGAGCGCCACGGAGGACGCGGUGGGGACGACGAUCGAGCACCAGGUCUGGCUGCGCAUGCAGGGCAUGCUUUUUCGGCUGAAGCCCAAGCCGCAGCUUCUGCCCCUGGACACACGAGCCUCCCGCCUGGUCCACCUCCUGGUUUCGAAUCGCUGGUUCGAGGCGUUCAUGGGGCUCAUUCUUGUCUUCAACAUGCUGACCAUGUCGCUCGAGUGGUACCAGAUGAGCAGCACGCAGAAGACCACGCUGGACGUGUUCCAGUACAUCUGGGUCGGCAUCUUCACCCUCGAGGUGGUUCUGCGUUUCGUCGCGCACGGCCUGCGCUUCUUCACGCGCCGGGCCUACUGCUGGGAUCUUCUGAUCGUUAUCCUCUCCUACAUUCAGAUUGGCCUCAACACCACAGCCGCCAACCAGGUGCCGUUCAACGUGAAUGUGCUGCGCAUGCUGCGAGUGGGUCGGGUGUUGCACCUCGUCCACCUCGCGCUGCCCUUCUCCACCCAUCUGACACUCUUCCACGAGGUCCUGAAGGCGUCGGUGCCGGGGCUCAUCAGCGUCACGUUCGUAUACAUGAUCGCCGUGUACGUCUUCGCAAUAUUGGGCCUGCACUUCUUGGGCUACAUCGUACCCUUCGGCGGCUACAUCGAUGAUAAGUACAACAACUUCGGCACCUUUGUGAACGCGCUCAUCAUGGUGUUUCGACUAUCCACCCUGCAGAACUGGGCGACGAUGCUGCGAGGCAGCUUGGACCGUGGUUACUACUGCACCCGCGCCAGCAAGCGAUGCGGUCCAACGGACUGGGCGCCGGUGUACUACAUUCCCAUUGUCAUCUGCUUCUUCCUUCUGCUAAGUACCAUGUACAUGGCAGUCGUGCUGGACAAGUACGUCGCAGCCGUGCGCAUCCACUCUGCUGUCACCCGUCUCGACGAGCUGCGCCGCUUCUGCCAGCUAUGGUCGAAGAGGGAUCCGAACGGCACCAUGUGGCUGCCAAGCGCGGCGCUACCGGAGCUGCUGGAGGAGCUGCGUCUGCCGCUGGGUGUCAGUGACCGCCGCAACCGCGUUGAGGUAAUGCAGCUGCUGCGGGAGUACAACAUCCCUGACCACAACGGCCGUGUUUACUACUACGAGGUGCUGCUGCCGCUAGCGCGGCGCGUGAUGGCCAUCGCAUUUCUCGAGGCGGACGACGCGCACACGGCCGGCAGCCAGGCCCCGAGAGACAUUGCCUGGCACCUGUCAGAGCGCUCGCUCGGAGCACUGCCGGCAUCCUAUGGCACGGUGCAGCCAAGCAGCGUCACGGUAGCUGAGCAUUACGCAGCCGCCCUCCUGCAGGCCGCUUUCCGCCGGGACCACGCGAUGCGCAACUAUUACAUUGCCAAGUCAGAGCUAUGGCGCCGCGGCAGGGCGGUCUGCGUUGAGCGCGGGCUGCCGCACGGCAACUUCGGGUUUGGCAAGACGCCGCUGGCGGGCCCAGACCCGCGCGAGGAGGGCGUACGCCGUGGCUUCAACAUUCCGAAGGAUGCCACCCUCGCCAACUCGGCCGGCGGCCGUGUCUACGCCGACCCUGUGGCGGUCCGCAUUGCCGCAAUGCGCGAGGCCAUGGGCUCCCAGAAGCGCACCACUGAUCAGGAGCCGCCAACGCUGCUGCCGGCGGUUUACCGCUCUGCGAUUUACCCCGAAGAGAAGCGCUUUGGCCCCAACGCCCCUGGCGCCAUCCGCCGCCACGAGCGUCGCGACGAGAAGCUGGAGCGGAAGCGGGCGCAGGAAGAAUACGAGAGACAGAUGUACGAGCGCAGCAGCCGGAGUUAUCCGGCACGCACGGCUGGCGAGCACAAAGAUAAUGAAACCCUCACUGCCGAGGGCGCAGGCGACGUGGACGUGAGCUUAGCCUAUAGCAAGGGCACCAUGGAGUCGCAUCCCGCGGCCCGCGGAAAUCAAUACAACUUAGAUCCGACGGACGUUAACUACCAGCCUCCUCUCGGCACGAGUCCGGAGGAGCUGCGACAGGAAAAGAUGGACCGUCGCCUCAACGCAGCCGCCACUGCCGCAACGGCCUCGGCGACGCUCAGUGGUAUCUCGCCAUCCACUACUCCCGAGCAGUACUAA
This is a messenger RNA of Leishmania mexicana MHOM/GT/2001/U1103, 7644 nucleotides long. RefSeq names its product putative calcium channel protein. Bases 1 to 7644 code for a protein of 2547 amino acids. The transcript has a single exon. Gene Ontology annotation, cellular component: plasma membrane; voltage-gated sodium channel complex. Gene Ontology annotation, biological process: transmembrane transport; monoatomic ion transport. Gene Ontology annotation, molecular function: voltage-gated sodium channel activity. Lineage: Eukaryota; Euglenozoa; Kinetoplastea; Trypanosomatida; Trypanosomatidae. The record is from RefSeq and is a predicted model, not a curated record.